CACGUCAGCGGUCACACGCAGGCAGUGUGCAUCGCCUGACGGAGUCUCCGACCAGUGCAGCGGUUUGUUGAUAGUCCGAACCUGCGGCUGAACUUUGUCUCAUUGGAUCGUGUUAGUAAAACAUCACUCGGGGUCACUUCGGAGAAAAUCUGCGUGUCCUUCAGCGUGUCGCUCACUUCAUUGUCUCGCUGGUUGGGUCUUUUUUUUCUUUUCUUUUUUUUUUUUUUUUUUUUUUGAGGAAUUGUGUCAAGUCAAAACAAGGUGGGCAGCAGCUUUCUGCUACAGUUACACAAUGCUGGUUGCACUGCAUGCUCUCUGAGCUGAGCGGACGUGUUUAUUAAAACUUGUGGGGGUAUCUACAGGAUAACAUCAUGACAGGAGACACGGUGGUCUGGAGAGGUUUGAACUGGAUGAAACAAGCGGCCAGCAGAUCCCCAGCCGGCGGCAUGACUGGCUCCGGGAACCAGAGGCUGGUAAACUUCCAUCAUACCACUGGAGUCAGGGAGAUGUUCAACAAACACGUGGACGCUUGCGUCCACAGAGCCACCCUGACACAGUUUCACAGAUAUUCAACUAUGGGCACUUGUUUUGCUACCUGCUUCACUGGAGCUGCAAAUAACAGCCAGGGGAGCUGCAGUGGAAGAUCUGGAGCUAAACAUCUGAAGUAUCACAGGAACUGGUCAAACCAGCUGUUUUCUGGACAUACGAGGCUCUUUAACCAGGACAACUCCACAGUGGGGCGGCUCACAUCAGAGGAUAUUGAAAAAGCAAGAAAUGCCAAGAAAACUGAAGCCAAGCAAUAUAAACAAGUGCUCAGUGAAAGUGCUCGAGAGAGGAAGGUGCCCAUCACACGGAUAGGAAGGCUGAUAAAUUUUGGAAGUCUGGCAUUCGGACUCGGCUUCGGAGCGAUCGCAGAAGUGGCCAAGAAAAAUUUCAAACCUAAACAACAAGGUGAUAAAAAGGCUGUUCUGGAUUCCAAUCCUUUUCUCUCCGAGGCUAACGCUGGAAGAAUUGUCCGGACACUUUGCAAAGUUCGAGGGGCUGCUCUAAAACUUGGACAGAUGCUCAGUAUUCAAGAUGAUGCCUUUAUCAACCCUCAGCUGGCUAAAAUCUUCGACCGUGUCCGACAGAGUGCAGACUUCAUGCCAACUAAGCAAAUGCUGAAAGUCAUCAGCAAUGACCUGGGCCCAAACUGGAGGGACAACCUGGAGUCCUUUGAGGAGAAGCCGUUUGCAGCCGCGUCCAUUGGCCAGGUGCACUUAGGGAGGCUGAAGGAUGGCAGAGAGGUGGCCAUGAAGAUUCAGUACCCGGGUAUUGCCAAGAGUAUCGACAGUGACGUGAACAAUAUCAUGACUGCUCUGAAUUUAAGCAAUGCUCUACCUGAAGGUCUGUUCCCUGAGCAUCUUAUUGAGGUCAUGAGUCGUGAGCUGGCGCUGGAGUGUGAUUACAUAAGAGAGGCGAACUGUUGCAGAAAGUUUCAGGAGCUGCUGAAGGAUCACCCGUUCUUCUACGUGCCUGAUGUGAUAGACGAGCUGAGCAGCAAAAAUGUCCUCACCACAACGCUGGUGACCGGUUUCCCCCUGGACCGGGCAACAGACCUCUCUCAGGAGCUUAGGAAUGAGAUUUGUGAGCAGAUCUUGAUUUUAUGCCUGAGGGAGCUGUUUGAGUUCAGAUACAUGCAGACUGAUCCGAACUGGUCCAACUUCUUCUUUGAUCCACAAACUCACAGGGUUGCUCUGUUGGAUUUUGGAGCCACACGAGGUUUUGCCAAGAGUUUCACCGACGCAUACAUUGAGAUUAUUAAGGCAGCUGCAGAUCAGAACAGAGAGGGCGUCCUGCUCAGAUCCAGAGACAUGAAGUUUCUCACAGGAUACGAGUCAAAGUCCAUGGAGAAUGCCCACGUGGAUGCAGUGAUGAUCCUCGGGGAGGCCUUCUCCUCCUUGGAGCCUUUUGACUUUGGAGAACAAAGUACCACGGAGCGCAUCCACAGACUCAUCCCAGUGAUGCUGAGAGAGCGCCUCACUCCUCCUCCUGAGGAAACCUACUCCCUCCAUAGAAAGAUGGGCGGCUCCUUCCUCAUCUGCUCCAAACUGAAAGCCAAAAUCCCCUGCAAGAACAUGUUCCAGGAGGCGUAUAGAAACUACUGGAAAGAUGGACACCCUGGGUCUAAACAUUGAAGACUGGUUUUCCAGAGAAGUUUAUUUAGACCUGGACUAUUUUGAUGUUUUUGUUUAGUUUUUGUUUUUUUGUUUUUUUUGUCUUGGCAUGUUGGACAAUUUAACUCACACAUUCUUAUAUGUGGUCAUACUUUUAGGCAACCUGAGCCAGAAAGUAUCCUCAUGUUACCUUUUUUUUUUUUUUUUUACUGUGGUUUGUUAUGACUCAUCAAGUAAAUUGAGGGCAGGGGGGGACCAAAAUGGUAUCAGAGUAUCUGCCAAUUAAGAACUAUUUUAUGUGUGUGCAUCUUAUUCAGUCACUUAUUGUGACCAGGAAUUCCUUCCAGACUAUAACCCUACUAUGUACCCUCUAUAAUGAGUGAGGAUUUGUACGUGUUUGAAUGAAUUUGUUAAAUGUACUGUAAAGCCUUGUAAUCGUGUACCUGUGUGGUCUGAAGGAGUGUGCUCCGUCAGUUAAAAUAAAUUGACACUAAUGAAGCAAAAAAACAA
Molecule: messenger RNA, 2666 nt
Organism: Melanotaenia boesemani (Boeseman's rainbowfish)
Lineage: Eukaryota; Metazoa; Chordata; Actinopteri; Atheriniformes; Melanotaeniidae
Gene: coq8ab
Product: coenzyme Q8A, genome duplicate b
Exons: 15
Coding region: 372-2177 (601 amino acids)
Biological process (GO): ubiquinone biosynthetic process
Cellular component (GO): extrinsic component of mitochondrial inner membrane
Molecular function (GO): kinase activity
Source: RefSeq, a predicted model, not a curated record